Lineus longissimus is the source of this 2073-nucleotide messenger RNA. Its product is annotated as surface protein-like. The transcript is spliced from 7 exons. Lineage: Eukaryota; Metazoa; Nemertea; Pilidiophora; Heteronemertea; Lineidae. Gene Ontology annotation, cellular component: Mis6-Sim4 complex. The coding region runs from base 8 to 1783 and encodes 591 amino acids. The record is from RefSeq and is a predicted model, not a curated record.
UGUCAGGAUGUCCAAGGCAAGUGGACAAGCUGUUGAAAGAUGUUUUGAAAGACAAGAUUUGAACAGCCCAGCAAAAAACUUCAGCAUUGAAAGAGCUGAGAUUUAUGAAACGGGUGACCAAGAGAAUGAUGAAAUUGCUGUAAAUUUACCUGAGCCGCUAGAGAGUGGGAAUGAAAGGGCAAGCCAAGGACGAAGACCCACUGGCUCACACGAUAAGGCCAGGCGCAUGAUGAGAGAGGAUACUGUUCUUGACGAUGAUGAUGGUGAUACCACUCAGAUUAAACCACGGCGUCAUUCCAGGAAGAAACUCAGUGUAGUGCAUGAGGAAAUUGAAGAGCACUCUGGUUUCAAUUCUAAUGCAACUGCUAAUGAUGGUGUUGUUGAUUAUGCCGAUGAUGAUGCUGUCAGUGAUGCUGAUGAUGACCGUGAUGCUGAUGAUGACCAUGAUGCUGAUGAUGGAGACGUCGAUGCUGGUGCUGAUGAAGAUGGUGAUGAUGAUGAGAAUGUUGAUAACGGUAGUGCCAAUGAUGAUGAUAUCGAUGACGAUGGUAGAGAGGAUGUUGAUGGUGAUGUUGGGGAUGACCAGCAAAACCUUGAGGAACAAGCUGCAAAAUUUUCUGCACCUUUGAUUGAUGAAGGUAAUGAACAGUCUGAUUCUGAUAAGUCUAGUAGUAUCAGUCAGGGACUAAGGAGAGGUGAUGGGGUCGGGUUGCAAAACGUAGGAUUGGAGAAUGUUAGGGAAGAUUCUGGUCAACAUACAGUCUCGCAAGGUGUUGCAGAAGAAGAAGAUGAUGAUCAUGAUGAACAAGUUUUCGUAAAUGAUGAUAAUGAGAGUGUUAAUGAUGCUGUUAAUCAAGUGGUGGAGAAGAAGGAAAAUAGAUUUGAGGAAGGCAGUAGGGUCUUCAUUGAAAAAAGACUUGGUGCUGGUACUCUAGAGAAGGGAAGAAAAGGGAGACUAGAUUCAUUCGAAAUUUCUGGGAUAGAACCAGUUGCUAGAGAUGAGGACGAGCCUAAGGCCAUGGAUAAGUCUUCAGGUGGCGAUAAGAACAAUAAGGAGGAUGGCAAUGCAAGUCGUGCGAAUACCACAAAAGGUGGAAAGGCCAAGAGGAAGAGGAGAAAUGUACCAGCGACUACUGUUCAUGUUGAUGUCAGGCAACAUAUGAAGGACCGGGACUUCAUCCACCAGCAGUUGGACAUUCUUGCUAUGCCAAUCAACCCUACUGAUCCUCUAGUGAUGAACGUCUACAACAAGUUGACUGCUCAGAAUGUUAUCGAUGAACAUCCCAUACCUAAGGACAUCGUGCAAAAGGUGUUUGACAAAGUGAAUAAGAAAGUCUAUGAGGAAGUUCAUGGUGCCUUCAAUCCACGGGAAAUUCAAGCGAUGUUGAGUGCAUUGGAUGAAGUGCGUUGUUCUACUAGCGGAGCUGGGAUAGAUGUGGACCGGUCAGAGAAACAACUUGUUGCUUUGAAUGUGGAGAGAGUUCUGGAGACGUUGCCAAUGACUUGGCCAAGUACGAAUAGAGGCAAUGCUGCUGUAGAGAGAUACAACAAGCUCAGGAGACAUGUUUCCAAGUUAUUGGCAUCUAUUGAAGACGAGAAAAAAGAUCAUGUCCAAUAUAAGGUUUCAGUGGAUAUGGUGCGAGAGAUCAGGUCGUUGCAGGCCAGCCUUGACAUGAAUGCACUGGUUGAGGAGGUCAAACGAUCACAGCAUUUGGCAUCUCAAUUCACCAAAUUAAAGAAGUUCGAGAAAAGAGCAAAAAAACAAGAAUCUUUUGCGGAUUAAUCGAAGGAUGGAUAUCAUACCAUGGACUGUUGUGUGAAAACUGAAUAAUUCACAAGGGAUAUGAAGGAUAAAGGACUCGAAAGUUAAUUGUGUGGAGCUAGGAGAGAAAGCUUUAUCAUGUGGAAAAUCUGACGACAGACAAUUGAUGGUGUGGUGUUGACAGUAUGCCAUUUUUUAAGGACUGAUUGGUCAGAAUGCUAUCGAUAGUUACAAAAUGAUGAUGCUUUCUACAUGUAUUUGAUUAUUUCGAGUAGUGCAAUACAUUAUCAUGCAGGUGAUAACUAGUAUUA